Messenger RNA from Linum trigynum, 4073 nucleotides. Lineage: Eukaryota; Viridiplantae; Streptophyta; Magnoliopsida; Malpighiales; Linaceae. The record is from the annotation of a GenBank genome assembly.
CUGCAAUUCAACCACCCAUUUGAGCGAUGGUAAUACCUAAUUGGCUAUGUGAUUAGAGGUGUUCGAAUGGUUACCAUGGUAAUUACCAAACCAAACAACUCAAAAUUCUAUUAACCAUGGAAUACAAUAUCAUAACCAAACCGUCCAAACUAAUACAAUAACCAAAUUAAUCAAACUAUAUUUUAAUUGGUUUGGUUAAUUGGUUAACUAGAUUAACUAAUAUGACAUCACAUUAUCAUCAAGUGAGAAAUUUUUCACUGCAUCAAUUCUCAAUUUAUAUGAUGAAUAAAACAUUACAAUGAAUACAUAGUUAUGAUUAACCCUUAAGAAAUAUAUGCAACCAAUACAACUAUCUUACAGUCAAUAGAAGUAUUCACCUAGCAAAAAUAUAUGCCAAUAGUAUGGAGUUAAUUAAUUGGUGUGAUUGUGUUAAUUGAAUUAGUCAUUUAGUCUCUUAGCAAUUAUCAUAAGUUGAAAAAGACCUUCAUUUCAAGUUUUCAUCUAAUAUAUUGUAUGAGUUUUUAUUUAAAUUGGGUGUUCAUAUAUCAUGGUCUACACUCUACACAUACAAAUAUACAGUAUAUGAACAAUAUUGAGCUUUAUUGUUGAUGAGCCUAAAAAGAAUGAAUGUUCGGCCUCUUGAGUGCAGUGGCGGAGGGAAGUGUCAAGGAGAGGGGUCCUAGGACCCCACUUGGCCAAAAAUAUAUAGAUAUAUGGGGUUGUGUACGAUUAUUCAAGUUCUAUAACCCCAUAAUCUCGUCGAUCUUAGCUCACAUAAGGACCCCAAUCAACUCAAAGUUCAUUAGAUACCCAACCAUUAGUAUUAGUAAAUUUUUAAGGACCCCAAUGAACACAAAGUCUGGCUACGCCACUGCUUGAGUGGUUAUGCUAAGUAUUAAGUAUGUGUAUAUAAUAUAUAUUAGAUAUACGGAUAAUUACUUAACUGGUUAAUUUGGUUAGGAGUGUCUAAAACCAAACCAAACCACUUAAACCAAACAAGCUAAUUUUUUUAACCAAACCAAUUAUUCAAAUUAACCAAACCAAAUUAAACAAAUAUUACCGAUUAAAACGAUUACCACGAUAACCACACCGUUUAACACCUAUUCUUGGAAAGUUGGCUAUGGAUCUUGGAUAAUGAUUGUUCGUUGUAUUGUCCCGCUCAAUCUAAUCCAUAAGGAAACCGAAUACGUUAAACAAAAAAAAAAUGUAGAGAUCAGAUUACAGAACAUUCAAGUAUUUGUCCCAUUCGAUCUCUUACACUUUUGACUUUACCAAAAAAAAAAAAAAAGGGUCCAUGUGAAGUUGUGAACAUAUCCGGUCCAGCAACUUACAUAGAAUCGCGCGCCAUAAUUAACUGCCAAAUCCGCACCAUUCCGUUUCCGCCACUUGGCCGCCCCAACCGCCCUGCCACGUCACCACCUCCCGCAGUAAGCGUAUAAACCCGGGGAGGAGGAGAAGCUACGUCUUCUUCCCCGUCAAAACUCUUGAAAUUCAAUCUUCCAAACGACGACACGCUCUUCCAUUUUGUUUUUUUUUUGCUUGCAUCCCCAAUUCCGAUCAAAAUCUCUCUCCCAAAAAUGGAAACCCGGAACAACCCCAAUCCAUCCUCCGGCGACGACGCCGAGAUCGUUUCCCGCCGAAUCCAGCGUCUUUCCCUGCACCUGAACCCAAUCCCCUGCCCGCUGCCGGACGCCGACCGACAAAUCGGGAUGGCGGCCUGCGCCAGGGCGAAGCUGGAGGUGGACACCGGGAAGCUGUCGGGCUACAUGAGAGGGCCCCACAGAGACGUACAGGAGAAGGUUUUCGAGUACUUUGAGUCCCGGCCGGAGCUACAGACGCCGCUGGAGAUUUCCAAAAACGACCACCGGGAGCUCUGCUGGCGGCAGCUUGUGGGUUUGGUCAGGGAGGCUGGAAUCAAGCCUUUUAGGUAUGUGGCUGAUGAUCCCGCCAAGUAUUUCGCCAUUCUCGAGGCUGUGGGUAGCGUGGAUAUGUCGCUUGGGAUCAAGAUGGGUGUCCAAUACAGUCUUUGGGGUGGUUCUGUGAUCAACCUCGGAACUCAAAAGCAUAAGGAUAAAUAUUUUGAUGGCAUAGAUAAUCUGUACUAUCCGGGUUGCUUUGCUAUGACAGAGCUCCAUCAUGGCUCAAAUGUGCAGGCACUGCAAACUGCUGCAACAUUCGACCCAAUAACCGACGAAUUCAUAAUUAACACCCCAAACGAUGGGGCUAUAAAAUGGUGGAUUGGUAAUGCUGCAGUUCACGGGAAAUUUGCCACUGUUUUCGCCCGACUAAUGCUGCCAACUCAUGACUCCAAGGCAGUUUCAGACAUGGGUGUUCAUGCGUUCAUUGUCCCCAUUCGACAUCUAGAAACACACGAAACACUUCCAGGUAUCGAGAUACACGAUUGUGGCCAAAAGGUUGGCCUCAACGGGGUAGACAAUGGUGCAUUGAGAUUCAACUCAGUAAGGAUCCCUCGCGACAAUCUACUCAACAGAUUUGGUGAUGUGUCACGAGAUGGAAAGUAUUCGAGUUCCCUUCCCACUGUAAACAAAAGAUUUGCUGCUACGCUAGGCGAGCUCGUGGGAGGAAGAGUGGGGCUCGCGUAUUCCUCUGUAGCCGUCCUCAAGCUUGCUGGCACAAUCGCUAUCCGCUAUUCAUUGCUACGUCAGCAGUUUGGCCCACCUAGAAAGCCUGAAGUCAGCAUCCUCGACUACCAGUCUCACCAGCACAAGCUAAUGCCCAUGCUCGCUUCAACUUAUGCUUUCCAUUUUGCUACUUCCUAUUUGGUGGAGAAGUAUGCAGAGAUGAAACGAACUCACGACGAACAGUUGGUUGGAGAUGUCCAUGCCCUGUCGGCGGGCCUCAAAGCAUAUGUGACGUCGUAUACUGCUCGGUCGCUGAAUGUGUGCAGGGAAUCUUGUGGGGGCCAUGGAUAUGCUGCUGUGAAUCGGUUUGGUACUCUGAGAAAUGAUCAUGAUAUUUUCCAGACGUUCGAAGGGGAUAACACGGUGCUUCUUCAGCAGGUUGCAGGCGAUCUCUUGAAGAGAUACCAGGAGAAGUUCCAAGGCGGGCCACUGACAGUGACGUGGAACUAUCUAAGAGAGUCGAUGAAUUCAUACUUAUCUCAGCCAAACCCAGUAACAGCACGUUGGGAAAGUGAAGAUCACUUGCGAGAUCCUAAGUUCCAGUUGGAUGCUUUCCGAUACCGAACAUCUCGAUUGCUCCAAAGCGUUGCAGUCCGUCUUCGCAAGCACACGAAGACACUUGGAGGAUUCGGUGCUUGGAACCGCUGCUUGAAUCACCUUCUCACCCUGGCCGAAUCUCAUAUUGAGACCGUCAUCCUUGCAAAGUUCAUUGAAGCUGUGCAGAACUGCCCGGAUCCAAGUGCACGUUCUGCUCUGAAACUUGUUUGCGAUCUCUACGCCUUGAACAGAAUAUGGAAUGACAUUGGAACUUACCGCAAUGUUGACUACGUCGCACCAAACAAAGCUAAGGCAAUCCACAAGCUGGCAGAGUACUUGAGUUUCCAAGUCAGGAAUAUUGCGAGGGAAUUGGUAGAUGCAUUUGAUCUUCCAGAUAAUGUUACCAAAGCACCAAUUGCAAUGCAGUCAGAAGCUUAUUCUCAGUAUACCAAUUAUGUCGGGUUCUAGAAAUUUUGCCUUCGUUGAGCUAAAUCAAUACGUAUAGUGCUCACAGUGGAAUUCAAGCAGCAGAUAGUUAUAGAUAUCUUAUGUUGUGCUGUCUUUCGAAUUGUCUGGAAUUAUAUAUAUAGCCAUUCAGCAUUGAAGCAAAAGUUCAUUAGCAUGAGGAACGAGGAACUGCCAAACUGGCGGGAGCUCAGAGAUAUACAGGGUUUGCAUCUUACCCAUUGUAUGAACUAUAGUCAACCUAAUACACCACAUUAUAUUGGCUUCUACGGUUUAUUCUGAACAUUGCCAUCGUAUAAUUUGUUAGAGAAGAAGUAUUGACAUUUACUGCACUCUGCAGGAGAAAACAAGUUACUGUAGAACAUAUAAUAGUUUACUUUUCAAUUAGACUUUCUCUAUUUCAACUCUCAAUAACUUAAAUUCCAGUAC